ACCCGGAGGCCGAAUUCACUCUUGCUGGCUGGGAGAUGUUGUCGCAGAAAUGGGUUGUCAAUGGAUUCACGGAGCUUGUGUCAACAAUCCUGUCUACACUCUAGCUGCUCAAGAAGGACUUCUGAAAUCUCCUUUGAAAAGAACAGAUUUCUCAAAAGGGUUGUACUUAACAAGUGAUGGACGAGCAAUUGACCACACAACCGCUAUGAUGGCAUAUCAUAUUUUCGGUCAGAUUAGACGAGAAGCCGCCAGCCUAUUUACAAUGGGAUGUGGCAAGGAACAUGGGUCUUUAUUGAACUUUUUUAGUUUGAGAAUACAACAGGAAUUGCAGAAAUUUCCCGAGGAUCAGAGGUACGAAGUCUCUAGGCUUAUGUACGGUCUGUCUCAGAGAGUGCGUUUCCUGACCGGAGAUGAUCUGAGCAAAGUUAGUGCAGAUAAUUUUGGCAGCUAUAUAGCGAUGCCUGGUGGAAGUGUACAGAUUCCAUUGGGUUUUGUAGGUGUAUUAUCUCCGUUGCUCAAAGAGCUUCCAGAAUGCAGUGUGAAGUUUGGAAAGCCCGUCGGUCUGAUCAGAUGGGGUGCAGUACAAGGAAGAAAAAAGGGUGGCCCUAGAGCGAUUGUGCAAUGUUGCGAUGGAGAAGAGUACUGUGCAGAUUAUGUGGUGAUCACCGUGUCCUUGGGAGUUCUUAAAGAACACGCGGAAAAGAUGUUUUGUCCCGCAUUGCCUUCUAGCAAAAUGGAGGCGAUCAACAGCUUAGGAUAUGGAAACAUUGACAAAAUAUUUUUGGACUAUGAGAAGCCGUUUUGGGUAUGGUCGGAGGGUGGCAUCAAGUUUGCUUGGUCACCGGACGAGCUGUCCCAUCGAAAUGAUUGGACAAAAGGAUUAGUAUCAAUUGAGGAAGUGGAAGGCAGUAAACAUGUUCUAUGUGCUUAUAUUUGUGGUCCUGAAGCUGUUGUUAUGGAACAUUGCUCUGACGAAGAAGUAGCCGAAGGAAUGACCAAACUUUUACGGCAGUUCACUGGGGAUGCGUCUCUACCAUAUCCUUGCACGAUUCUUCGCACAAAAUGGGCCUCUGAUCCGUACUUUUGUGGAGCGUACUCGUUCUUAAACCUUAACUCUAAUGUGGGACAUCAAUGUGAUCUUAGCUGUCCGGUGCCUGGCUCAUGCGACCCAGUUCCCCCAAUUCUGCUUUUUGCAGGUGAAGCUACUUGCGCAGGUUACCAAUCGACUGUUCAUGGGUCAAGAAUUAGCGGAAUUCGCGAAGCAGAAAGAAUAGUUCAAUUGACCAAGCAAUUUGGUGGACCACCACCAAAGCUAUGAAAAUUGUCAAAACAUCCUUAUUUUACACACCGCACACCAAUAGUUAAAAUAUAGGUAUUUAAAUGCGUUAGAUUACAUAUGUCCUGAAAACUGUUUGACUAAUAAAAUAUUCAUUAUAAA
Molecule: messenger RNA, 1438 nt
Organism: Dendroctonus ponderosae (mountain pine beetle)
Lineage: Eukaryota; Metazoa; Arthropoda; Insecta; Coleoptera; Curculionidae
Product: spermine oxidase
Molecular function (GO): polyamine oxidase activity
Source: RefSeq, a predicted model, not a curated record